Messenger RNA from Odontomachus brunneus, 1064 nucleotides. It is a transcript of the gene Prx2, whose product is annotated as peroxiredoxin 1. Gene Ontology annotation, molecular function: thioredoxin peroxidase activity. NCBI's taxonomy places the organism in Eukaryota, Metazoa, Arthropoda, Insecta, Hymenoptera, Formicidae. Gene Ontology annotation, biological process: response to oxidative stress; cellular response to stress; removal of superoxide radicals. Gene Ontology annotation, cellular component: cytosol. Bases 185 to 841 code for a protein of 218 amino acids. The transcript is spliced from 5 exons. The record is from RefSeq and is a predicted model, not a curated record.
UGCGUGUAUAUACAUAUAUAUAACGGUCGAUACCAAAAGGGAAGCCGCGGUACCGGUAGGCCGGCUAGUUCUCGUUCCCUUCUCGCCGUUGUAGUAUCAGCUGCGCUCGGCACGCCGUGAUCUCCUACGAGGAAGCUGCUAAUUAAAGAUAUUUUUUCAAGAAUAUAUUUUUAAGCUGUCUGACAUGCCGCAUUCGAAGAUUUGUAUGCACCUGACGUUUUUUCUUACCUUUGCAAGCAAUCUAGCAACAAUCAUGCCAGUGCCGCAGAUCCAGAAACCAGCUCCCGCUUUCAGCGGUACCGCUGUUGUAAACGGACAAUUUAAAGACAUUAAGCUGUCCGACUACAAGGGCAAAUACGUCGUGUUGUUCUUCUAUCCGCUGGACUUUACUUUCGUGUGCCCGACCGAAAUCAUCGCUUUCUCCGACCGUGUGAAAGAAUUCAGCGACAUCGGCUGCCAGGUGAUCGCCGCGUCCACCGAUUCUCACUUCUCUCAUCUAGCAUGGGUUAACACGCCCCGCAAACAGGGCGGUCUCGGUGAGAUGAAUAUUCCUCUGUUGGCCGACAAAAGCUUCAAAAUCUCCCGCGACUACGGCGUGCUCGACGAGGAAACGGGAAUUCCUUUCCGCGGGCUGUUUAUCAUCGACCCUAAGCAGAACAUACGUCAAGUCACCAUCAACGAUUUACCUGUGGGAAGAUCCGUGGACGAAACUCUGCGUUUGGUCCAAGCAUUCCAAUAUACGGAUAAACACGGUGAGGUGUGCCCGGCUGGCUGGAAGCCCGGCAAGAAGACUAUGAAGCCUGACGUGGAUGGUUCAAAAGAGUAUUUUAAGGAUUUAUAGACUAUAAGAUUUCGCACAAAAAUGAUGUUUGUUCGUACGUCCUAUUAGAUUACUCGUAUUGUAUAUUUUGUAUUCCUGUGCGUCACAUAAACUUCCAAUUCAACACAAUCAUUUACUUAUGUAUUUACUUAGCAUAGCUAGAACACACAUAUCGCGCGAAAUAUGUAUGACAUGUAAGAUGUUUGCUCUUAGUUGUCUUUUAAUAAACAGGUUUAUUUUGUAA